Rotaria socialis is the source of this 915-nucleotide messenger RNA. NCBI's taxonomy places the organism in Eukaryota, Metazoa, Rotifera, Eurotatoria, Philodinida, Philodinidae. The record is from the annotation of a GenBank genome assembly.
AUGUAUCCUCAACAAUAUCCCUCGGCCCCUUCGGCACCAUCACCAUAUAACAACGAUAUGCAGUAUAGACAAUCGAUGCCAAAUUAUCAUUCAUCCAGUGACGAUCGUAUGGCAGAUUUUCAACAACUUGUUGAUCGUUAUGAAAUUAAUCAUACGUUUGCUACAAAAUUACGUGCUCUUGAAGGAUAUGAAAUUGUUUUCAUUUGUGAUGAUUCAGGUUCAAUGAAUACACCACUUGGUGAUCUUUCUGGCCCGUUCGAUAGAGUACCAUCUCGAUGGGACGAAUUAAAGCAAACUGUAUCGAUUGUUGUUGACAUAGCUAGUGUACUUGAUCCGGAUGGUGUUGAUAUUUAUUUUCUUAAUCGUGAGCCCUUAUUUCAUGUUCGUAGUUCAUCAGAACUAAUUUCUACAUUUGCUGUUCCUCCGUCAGGUCCAACACCCAUUGUUCCCGUUCUGCGACGUGUACUUCGUGAUAAACAAAAUGAAAUAGAAGAACGAAAAUUAUUGAUACUUUUGGCAACCGACGGUGUACCAACUGAUAAUCAAGGUCAUCGAGAUAUUCGUUCGUUUGAGUACGUUCUUAAAAAUGAACGAAAACCUGUCAAUCGUAUACCUGUUACAAUUAUUGCUUGCACAGACGACAAUGAUUGUAUUGGCUAUUUGAAUGAUUGGGAUAAAAAAAUUUCUAAUCUCGAUGUUGUUGAUGAUUAUAGAAAUGAAAAACGAGAAAUUCAAGCACGCCAAGGAAAACAAUUUCCGUUUAGUUUUGGUGAUUAUGUUGUUAAAAUUCUCAUGGGUGGUGUUGAUAGUUGGUUUGACGAUUUAGAUGAAAAGAAAGCGACAACCGAUGGCUACGGACGAACACUAGGAGGUGCCCGUUACAAGCGAAAAAAAUCACAAUGCAUCAUUCUCUAA